This is a messenger RNA of Daphnia pulicaria, 1520 nucleotides long. Its product is annotated as A-kinase anchor protein 7-like. Gene Ontology annotation, cellular component: cytosol. Bases 221 to 991 code for a protein of 256 amino acids. The transcript has 6 exons. The record is from RefSeq and is a predicted model, not a curated record. Gene Ontology annotation, molecular function: protein kinase A regulatory subunit binding. NCBI's taxonomy places the organism in Eukaryota, Metazoa, Arthropoda, Branchiopoda, Diplostraca, Daphniidae.
UCCGAAAGAAAUUGACAGCAACAACAACAACAACAUUUAUAAAUAAAUACCCAUCAUCAACUGAUCACUUUCUCUUUGCUGGUUGUCAGGUGAAAACGUUGUCGAUACGCUUUUUUACCAGAGAGAAGAGAAAGAAAAAGAUAAAAACCGUACGUAACGCGACAAUUGCUGCUGUGGGGUUUGGCUUUGUCUCGACUAUACGCGCCACCUGCUGUUGCAUAUGCACUUUUUAACGACUUUUUUCCACCUUAAAAUAUUACACUUCAUCAGGAAGAUGAGCGGCGGCCCGGUACUACGGAAUUCCAAAUGGAAGAAAGGGCACGCGUCUAAAAAUAAGACGCCCAGGGCCAAUCACUUCUUUGCUGUCCAAAUUUCAGAUUGUCAGAUCGUGGAAGCAGUCCACAACGUUCACAGGACCAUAUUGGAGCAGGAACCCGAGUUGAGCAGCGCCCUGGUGUCUCCAUCAACUCUCCACAUCACGUUGGCAGUUGCACACCUGUCCAGCCCAGAGGAUUUGGUCAGGGCCAAUCAGGUUCUGGAGGAAACGGUGAGAGUCUUCUCGACUUCCAGGCUACAAACUCAACAGCUGGACCUCCACUUGGAACAGGUUGGCCACUUUGACAACAAAGUCAUCUACGCCAGUGUGAAAGAAGAAAGUGAAGGCACAGUGCACCUGAUUCAUCUUUCCAAAUCGUUACGUGAACGUUGCCAAACGGCCGGCCUCACGCUAAUAGAUGGGGACAGAUUCACUCCGCACGUAACUCUCCUCAAAUUGUCCAAAGAUCCCAGACUUAAUCGAAAAGGGAUCAAGGCUGUGGCCUCCCAUUUGUACGAAAAACACGUUGAUUGCGUCUUCGGUCGACAGGUGGUUGAGAGCGUUCAGUUGCUGUCGAUGACAGAUCCCAAGGACGAAAAAGGCUACUACGCUCUUAAAGGCGAAUUCCAUUUCGCAGCAGCAGCAGCAGCAGCCGGGAAACUACUUUUAUGUUAAUCAUUUUUGGAAUGUCAAACAUUCGAUCAAGCAGGAACGGCAGCAGCAGCAACAGAUGAGAUAAGAACAGCAGCGAGACUCGAUCAAAGAAGAUGCAGUACUACCAAACUCCCCUGCUGAGAGCUACGACCGUUUCAACGGGAAUGUAGGGGCCGAGUGCAACAGCCCAUAACGCAGUGGUUGGGCUCAUGUUACGACCGUUGCCUUUUUGCCCAUCUUCCCAAUUACCAUUCCGGCUUUCAGCCAGAUAUACUACACACACAGUGUGUGUAUGCAUGCGAGUACAAAUGAGUUCCGCGUGUUUUCUUUAUGGCGCAUUUCCUUUGGCGAAAUGCUGCAUCACAGUGUGCAUCUUCCUUAUGCAUAUUUCUUUCCCCCUGUGUACUUUUGAUGGCUCGUUUCGAAUAACUUUUACCAAAUUUGCCUGCGUUUCUUUUUGUAUGUUUUGACCCGUCGUGUUAUUUUCUUCUUUAAAUAACAAUAUGUUAACCAGGAGACGUACUGGUAAUAAAAUUCUGAUGACACGGUA